AGGACGGCGAAAUGGAGAACAACCACGUUGAACUUUCACCCCGCACAAGAACCUGGUCUAAUUCCUGGGUGCAUCAAUAUUUCACCUUGCUGGUUUCAACAGGGGCAUGAGAAUCCGUUGGACGGGUUUAUUCUGGAAGUCUCUGCCACCUUGAAGAGCGAUAGAAGCCUGUCAUUAAUUAUAGAUAUGCAGCAUCCAGCUCUCUUGUCUUCAGCAGCCCUUCGGGUAAUGCACCCACAACUUUACCGGGCAUCAAUGUCCACUCACGUAGAACUCGGGCAUUGGGUGGCAGCGCAUGGUGAAGAUCAGAUGUACCGAUGUCUCCAGCAUUGGGCGUCAGCAUAUUCCAGUGCUGCAAUCGUUUGCAACAGGCAAUCACCUGGUCAUCGUGAUCCCAAAUGCCCUCCGGAGGGAUUUGACAUCCUUACUUGCAUAGGAAGCUAUAAACAUGCGGUGAUGAAUUUGACAAACUUGGGAAUCGAUUUGGUGUAUAAUCCGGGAGUCAUGGUAAGUUAUUCUGGCUGGCUUGUGAGGCACGGCAUCCGGGUGGGGGAGGGUGACAGAAUUGUGUGGGCUUGGUUUAUGCGGGACAGCGUGCACAAUUAUGCCGGAACCCCC
Suillus discolor is the source of this 618-nucleotide messenger RNA. RefSeq lists its product as uncharacterized. NCBI's taxonomy places the organism in Eukaryota, Fungi, Basidiomycota, Agaricomycetes, Boletales, Suillaceae. The record is from RefSeq and is a predicted model, not a curated record. The annotation marks the transcript as partial. The transcript is spliced from 2 exons.